Entrophospora sp. SA101 is the source of this 2307-nucleotide messenger RNA. The record is from the annotation of a GenBank genome assembly. NCBI's taxonomy places the organism in Eukaryota, Fungi, Glomeromycota, Glomeromycetes, Entrophosporales, Entrophosporaceae.
AUGAACGAAAAAAGUCUUAAAAAGUUUAAUAUUAUAGUAAUAGGUGGCGGUCAUGCCGGCAUUGAAGCUGCCUUAAUUAGUUCGCGGUUAGGUCAUAAAGUCGCUUUAAUUACUCUCAAUAAAAACAAAAUUGGUUUAAUGCCUUGUAAUCCUUCCGUGGGCGGGGCUGCCAAAGGAAUAGUAGUGCGGGAGAUUGAUGCACUGGGUGGAGAAAUGGGAAAAGCUGCCGAUGCUACUGCCUUACAGUUUAAAUUAUUAAAUACUUCAGGCGGACCAGCUAUUCAGGCUUUACGAGUACAAUCGGACAAAGUUGCUUAUGCUCGUUACAUGCAAAAAGUAGUAAGCGAGCAAGAAAAUUUAACUAUUAUCGAAGGGACAGUGGAAGACUUGCUGAUUAGGGAAGGAAAAAUAGCAGGGGUGAAAUUAAACAGCGGAGAAAUUAUUGACUCCCCAUUAGUAAUUUUAACUACUGGCACUUAUUUACAGCCAAUUACUUAUCAGGGAAAAAUCAACCAAAUUGAAGGACCGGAUGGUGAAAAAAAAGUAGUUAAUAAUAUUUCCCAACGAUUACAAGAAUUAGGCUUUAAACUAAAACGCUUCAAAACCGGAACUAGCCCGCGUAUUUUAACCAACACUAUUAAUUUUUCUAAUUUGAAAAUAGAACCAGGCACUAAUUUACCUUUGAAAUUUUCCGCCCGAAGCAAGCAAGCAGAUUUAUUGCCUUAUGAAAAGCAAUUGCCUUGUUAUCUGCUCCAUACUAAUGAAAAAACUCACCAAAUUAUUCGGAAAAAUUUUCAUUUGUCUCCUAUGUUUUACAAGCAAGAUAUCGGCACUGGACCGCGUUAUUGUCCGAGUAUUGAAGAUAAAAUUUUCCGUUUCGCCGACAAAGAAAAACAUCAGAUAUUUUUGGAACCCGAAUCACAAGAGUUAGAUACUACUUACAUUCAAGGACUAUCAACUUCUUUACCCAAGGAAAUUCAAGCCGAAAUCUUAAAAACUUUACCAGGACUAGAAACAGCCCAAGUGAAAAAAUGGGGUUAUGCUAUUGAAUAUGAUGUCAUAGAUUCAACUCAGUUAAAAAUUAGCCUAGAAACUAAAUUAAUUGUCGGCCUCUUUACUGCGGGACAAAUUAAUGGCACUACCGGCUACGAAGAAGCGGCCGCCCAAGGACUAAUGGCCGGAAUAAACGCUAGUCAAAAAUUAAAGAAUCAAGAACCGCUCGUGCUGAAAAGAAACCAAGCCUAUAUUGGAGUGUUAAUAGAAGACUUGGUAACCAAGGAAAUUACUGACCCUUAUCGGCUUUUAACUUCCCGGGCAGAAUAUCGCUUACUAUUAAGACAUGAUAACGUCUAUACUCCAAUAAUUAACCAAAAACUGCAAAAAAUAGCGUUUAAAAUUGAUGACGACCUAAUCCAAAAUUUACCCAAAUUAGUAGCUGCCGAAGAACAACGAGAAAUAGAAGUUAAUGUUAAGUAUGAAGGCUAUAUUAAACGCCAAUUAAAAGAAGCCAGAGAAUUAAAUAAAUACGAACAAAAAAAAAUACCGAAGGAUAUUGAUUAUUUUCAAGUCGAUAAUUUGGCUCAAGAAGCUCAAGAAAAAUUAACCAAAAUAAAACCACUUACCUUAGGACAAGCCAAGCGGAUAGCGGGGAAAACACUUCCAAGACCGAGAAAAAGACCUAUAGAUUUACCCCAAGCCAAAGAACAAGAAUUAGGAACUCGCAAAAACGAACAAGAUAAAGAAGUUUGUAAUUGGUUAUUACAUUAUCUCUUUACUUUUCACCAGUAUAAUAGUAAAAGAAAAAUACAUAAUUUUAAUGAUGCUAAAAAAAUUCAACGUUAUGACUAUGGACACCAAUACCGUUCUGAGGAAUUACAAAAAAGUCUUAUUAUUAAUUUAUGUGAUAAUUUAAGGACUUUUAAGGACACACUUGAUAAACGUUUGGGAGAAAUCCGAGGGGAAAUGGCAGCUAAUUUCCAAGAAAUAUCUCAAUUGCGUGGAGAUGUAGCCGGAGUAAAAGCCGAAAUUAAACAAGCCGAACAAGAUAUUAUUAAUUUGCGAAAUAGCAUUAAUACUACUAUUGAAAAUAUGAAUAACAGCAACAUAAAUUUCAAUAAUGGACUAAGUAGUUUACAAAAUCAAAUAAAGGCGUUGUCAGAAAUUAGUGCUCAAGUAAGUAGUUCAAGUAGUAGUCUUCAAAGUAAGAUUAACACUCAUUUAACUCGAAUCCGUGACUAUUUAAAUGGUGGAGGCAGUGAUAUGAACACGAUAAGAGAUAUGUUUAAUGAAAUGAUUAGAGAUAUUUAG